Molecule: messenger RNA, 4878 nt
Organism: Colius striatus (speckled mousebird)
Lineage: Eukaryota; Metazoa; Chordata; Aves; Coliiformes; Coliidae
Gene: TBC1D13
Product: TBC1 domain family member 13
Exons: 12
Coding region: 89-1288 (399 amino acids)
Biological process (GO): intracellular protein transport; activation of GTPase activity
Molecular function (GO): GTPase activator activity
Source: RefSeq, a predicted model, not a curated record
GUGGUCUGUGUCGGCCCCGCCCCCUCCCGCGCAGGGGCCGCGGCCGCGCUGUCGGUGUCGGUCGGUGUCGGUGCGGGUCGGCGCCGCCAUGUCGCGGUUGCACCGGAGCAGGAUCGCGGACUUCCAGGAGGUGCUCGGGGAACCCACGGUGGCUCUGGCCAAGCUGCGCGACCUGUGCUUCAGCGGAAUUCCCUUUGACGGUGGGCUGCGCUGCCUGUGCUGGAAGAUACUCCUCAACUACCUCCCUUUAGAGAAAGCCUUAUGGAGCUCUUUGCUGAAGAAACAGAGGGAUCUGUAUUCCCAGUUCCUAAAGGAAAUGAUUAUCCAGCCUGGGAUUGCCAAAGCCAACCUGGGUGUUUCAAGGGAAGAUGUGACCUUAGAAGAUCAUCCACUCAACCCAAACCCAGACAGCCGGUGGAACACUUACUUCAAGGAUAACGAAGUGCUUCUCCAGAUAGACAAAGAUGUCAGGAGGCUGUACCCCGACAUGGCCUUUUUCCAGCGCCCAACUGACUACCCCUGCCUUUUAAUCCUGGACCCCCAGAACGAGUUUGAGACGCUGCGCCGGCGGGUGGAACAGACCACGCUCAAGUCGCAGACGGUGGCGCGCAACCGCAGCGGGGUUACCAAUGUGAGCUCCCCCCUUAAAACAACAGCCAAUUCUCUGAGUGAGUAUGAAGUUCUGCCCAAUGGCUGUGAAGCUCACUGGGAAGUGGUGGAGCGAAUCCUGUUCAUCUAUGCCAAGCUGAAUCCUGGCAUAGCAUAUGUCCAGGGGAUGAAUGAAAUCGUGGGGCCUCUUUACUACACCUUUGCUACAGAUCCUAACAGCGAGUGGAAAGAGCAUGCUGAAGCAGACACGUUUUUCUGCUUUACCAACCUAAUGGCUGAAAUUCGGGACAACUUCAUUAAAAGCCUGGAUGAUUCUCAGUGUGGUAUUACCUACAAAAUGGAGAAGGUCUACUCCACCCUGAAGGAAAAAGAUGUGGAGCUGUAUCUGAAACUGCAAGAGCAGAACAUCAAACCCCAGUUCUUUGCCUUCCGCUGGCUGACGCUGCUCCUGUCCCAAGAGUUCCUGCUGCCGGACGUCAUCCGCAUCUGGGACUCGCUCUUUGCUGACGACAAGCGCUUUGAUUUCCUGCUGCUCGUCUGUUGUGCCAUGUUGACACUAAUCCGGGACCAGUUGCUGGAAGGAGACUUCACUCUGAACAUGAGGCUGCUACAGGAUUAUCCUAUCUCUGAUGUUCAUCUGAUUUUGAAGAAGGCAAAGGAACUUCAAGAUUCCAAGUAGCCCAUGAGCCUAACAAAAGGUGUCAGAGAAACUGCAUGGCAGCAGAUCCCAGGAGCAGCCCCGUGCAGUGGAGUGCAUUAAAGCUCCUAGUGGUCUCUGCAGGACUUCAGGUGUUGUGUUUGGGCUACUGGCCACCUUGAACACUUCCUUCUACUCUAUUUAUUAGAACUGAUUACUUCCCCAUCUACUUGGGUCCUGCACUCCAGAUUUUCUCAGAUCUCAAAUGCCUCUGUGCUGUGUUGUUUUAAUGACUUUAAGUUUGGGGAGAAAGGAACCAUCUGUCUGUAUGUCCCUGAAGGGAUGGACUCCUGUACCAUGGAAGGAACACAUGGAGUAACUUCUGUUGGGGAAGGGACAGGCUGAGGCCAGUGGAUUUUACUGAGUACAGAAGGAUCUUCCUCCUGUGAGUAGAAUCUGUUCCACCCAAGCGCACAUCCUGCUGUUCAAGUAACUUCUGGAUUCUUCUCCCCUCAUGUCUGUGCCUGGACGUCCCUGGGGCGUGCAGAGAAGAAGAUUGCAUCAGUUCCUGCUGUUUGUCAUCUGACAUGUGGCAGUUUGGACCCCUUUUCCUGGGAAAGAGGCCUUGAGAAGCUGAGGUGGGAGGAUGUGAUUACAGCUGGUGUCUUUGUGCACUGAAACUACCUGAAUCCAGACUCGCCUUAUCAACAAGGUCUCCUUGAGAGCAACACCGUGGGGGUUUUAAUCAACAGGGGUAGUUUGAAGUCAAGCCUUAUUACUCACAGCCUUAGAGCAGAAGCCUUGCUGCUGCAGGGAGGCCUCAUGCUGCUUUCUUGGCUCUGAACUGGAGCGUAUCCAGCUGCAACCGGGAUUUUGAAACACAAGGAACAACUGUCUGGUCACGUGCAAUGAAGACAGCUGUGUUCAGGGCCCUACACAGGCAUGGCACUGGGCUUUUCUGCCUCAGUAGCUUACAUAAUGUUGCCCUGCAUAUCAGCUCUGGUCACAGUAACCUUGAUAUUGUCUCCUAAGUACUUCUUGCCAGGAAGAGAAAUGGUACAGGUCUGACCUGUGAGUCCUUUCAUGUGUCAUCCAGUGGGCAGCUGACUGCUGGGGCUGAUCCCUUCUCUGUGCACAGGUCCUGUUGGAGUCACAAUCCUGAGCUGGACACUUGUCCCUCCUGAGAGGGAUCUGCCGCAUUUCCAGUGGAGCAGACUCAGGUCAGCAUCAACUAAGACAAACUACAGAGAGAGCUGCUGACCUGCUGGCAGUGUGGAGAUGAUGAGAAACCAUAAUCCUCAGAGGGAACUGCCAGCACCCAGGUGCUUGGGUGGUGCAGAAACUGUUGGGUGAACACUAAUGCAGUGUGCUUUUCCUUUUCUCCCUGUGCUGGCUCACCUCUGCAGGGCUGUUGGACACUGCAGCUUUCAGAAUUUAUGGGUAUUGAUUUGGUAAAGGUCAGUCUUUGUAAGAUGUGCUUGAGCUGCUGAGGGCCUAGAAUCACCCUAGCAGAAUGAUUGUCAGCCUUCACCUUCUCUACUAGCUUUGUUUCCUUCACUGAAGGCCAGUUCUGGAAGGAAUUACUGGCUACUGUAAUUCUCACACGGGUGGGUGGGGAGCCCUGAGGCCAGGCUGAUGUUCCUGUGUUUGUUCUUGGCAAUCCCAAGCAAUCUCUGCCUCUUCAGAAGAUGCUGUGUAACACUGGGGCAGGCAGGUGUUGCUGCUCUGGUGCAGCAAGAGAACUGAAGGCUUAAAUCAAUCUGUCAUUAAUACCUGUGGCUAGCAGUUUCCCUCUCUGCUGCAGUCCUUUCCAGAGGGUAGAGUUUUCCUCCAAGAAAUCUGGAAGGGAUAGGCCAGGACAGCUGUGUGAUGGAGCACCCUGUCUGCUCUAACCACUAGGUGAAUGUUCUUCCAGUCUUGUAUUGCUGAGGUGGUCUCAUGGCCUCAGCUCUUGGGUAGCCUGGGCUACAGAGGCCAGUAGUCAGACCUUGUCUGGCCAAAGGGCUAGCUGCUAGGCGCUCAUGUAGAGCCUCUAGGGCAGAGUUGGACCUCCUCCAAACCUUUCUGCCUCAGAACUGCUCUAAAUGACUGCUGUAGCCCUCUCACAUUCCAUAUAUACAAGCUCUGCUCUCACCUCCCCCAGGUAUCUGAACUGUCCAUGUUGGGUUCCUCAGCAAGUGCAGGGUUCCCUUACGCUGUGUUUUCUCACUGGUAACAGGAGCAUCUGUGAGGGUUCCUGCUCUGAAGAGCUACAAGUCUCCUUAAGAUCAUCUGAGAAGGCAGCAGGCAAGUCAGGGUUGAGGCAUGAUUUGGAGAUGAGCUGCUGUGAGUUUUCAGAGUAGAGGUUGGGCCCUGGAGUUGAUCUCCUGCAGUGAAGUUGCUCAGCUCCCUGUCAGGUUCUGCUCUGUAGUGUUACACUUGUGGACUCCUGCUGUCUUCUCCCCUCCUGGGGAGUGAAGAGCUUUGCAUUACACCAUCAUACUUCGUGUUAGAAGGUGGUGGUACAUGCUUUUAAAAGGAGUCUGCAGUGGUUUAAUGGCAUUGAAGAGAACUUUGGCUGCUGGAAAGGGUCUGUGAGAGAAAUUCUCCAGCCUCAUCCAGACCAUGGCUGCUGAACUAACCGAGUUGUUCUUUGGAGAGAACUUGUUAGGAACAACUUUGAUACACCCAGACAGGCUGGUUCCUACAUGAAAAGCUGGUUUAUGUUCCUCCUUAUCCCCUCCUGUGUGGCAGGACUUCUGUCCUGCUGUUGAAUUGUACUGUUCAGUGACUUGGGACAUCAUUUCUUUAUUCCAAGACUCUCUCUUUUCUUUAAGAGCAAACCUAGAUUUUCUGAGGGGAGAAAAAAAAGUUGUUACCAGCUUGUGAAUCUCCUUGUGAGCCUCCUUUGGUUUCAGUUGUCAAAGGCUUUUGAUGUGGGGUUUUUUCACUAGUUCUUUUUGUUCUUGUUGAGGUCAGACAGUAUUUAACUCCUGAUUUCUUGCUUGUGUGGCCAAGUAACAACUGUUACACCCUUGAGAUGUUUCCACCUCUGGUUUCUUUCAGUCCUAAUCUGCUGCAGGAGCAGGUUGGCUGAAGCAGCAGUUCUUUGGGUUGGGAGGUGUUAGUCUGAGGUGCCUUGGGGACCCCUUGUCUCAUAGGGGCCUAAACAGAGGGUGUUCAAAUAACUCAGCACGUUCCUCACAGACAGGGCUGCUGGCAGGCAGGGGAAGGGACACCCAUCUUCAGUGGAGGGACAGGACACCGUGUUGGUUAUGGGGAGAAAUGAGCCUCCUGUGGGAGGAGAUCAGUGCUACCAGCACCUCCCUGUGAUGCAGGCUUUGGGAACCCAGUGGCUUUGCCGGUGAGACAGAAGCAGCAGGACACUGGAGGUGAAGCUGUUGAUGGUUGUCACUCAACACUGAUUUUUUACUUUGAAUUUUGUGACUUACAGCAGAAUUGACACUUUGGCAGUGAGUAGAAUGAAGGCCAAGAGGCUGCUUUGGGGGAGUUGGGGGUGUUUGGGAGAGCAGAGGCUGUUUCCCUUGACUGACUGAAUGAAUGUCCUUUCCCCCAAAGAAAGGAAUGAAUAACACUCGUUUUGGUUUACGUGUUUGGAAAGAUGUGCCAGAACAAGGUGCAGAGAACACUUA